Messenger RNA from Stylophora pistillata, 751 nucleotides. RefSeq lists its product as uncharacterized. The record is from RefSeq and is a predicted model, not a curated record. Gene Ontology annotation, cellular component: intracellular anatomical structure. NCBI's taxonomy places the organism in Eukaryota, Metazoa, Cnidaria, Anthozoa, Scleractinia, Pocilloporidae.
CACGCAUGUACUCGUAGGAAGGCAACUUUUACAAUAGUCUCUUGACCUGUCGAUCGUGAUCCAUAAAUAUUCGCUAUUUCGUCCGCCUAAGAAAAAAGAAUGAGUCACAGAAAAGACGUUUAUAUUGAAAAGUUGGGUUUGAUUCCCCUUUCUGAAGAGGGAGGCUUCUUUGUGGAAACCUAUCGAUCCCCUGAGAUGAUUAAAGACCAAGAGGGAACAGAGAGGAACUUGUUUACAACUAUUUAUUACCUUAUGACUUCUGAACUUGGAGGCAAAAACUAUCCUCACCGAAAUAAAAGUGACAUAACACAUUUUUUCCACGACGGAUGGCCGGCCAAAUAUACUGUUAUGACACCAGAGGGAAAAGUUGAAGAGUUUAUCUUGGGUAACGACGUUUUGAAAGGCCAUGUUCCUCGCCUGACUGUACCUGGUGGCUGUUUGAAAGCGGCCAAAAUUUUGCUUGAUGAAUCGCGCCAAUACGAAAAGUUUCCCGAUGAGAUACCUUUCUCUUUGAUAUCAGAGAAGAUGUCGCCAGGAUUUGAUUACAAAGAUCGUGAAGUGUUGGCUGUUUCUGAGGUCAAGUCUUUGCCGGAGGUUCUACGGCCAAUUUUUGAGGAAUACUGCGCACCCGAUAAUGAAAAUUAACCUUUUUGAAGUUCUGUUUGGUUUUAGCACUGAUCGUCAGAGUCUGUGGAAACCUCUCAGCUUUCGUUACACGCAAGUGUGUGGUAAAGAAAUAAAUUUUUUCGGA